AUGUCAGACUCUUCCUCGAGGCUUGACAGGCUCGCAUCGAUGCAUGGCGUGAAAGUGGUAACUUACGAGGAGCAGCACAGAAGAGUCUGGGCGGUGACGCGGACCUGGAUACCCCCACCUUCAAAUGGCUAUGUGAGUGACGGUCUUGAACGCACUCGCGCUGCCACCGGAUACGCUCCAAAGAAGAGAGAUGCCAGAAAACUUGCGUCUGACGAGCUUCUGAAGCGACUCCAGUCACUUGCUCCCCCCCAGGACCUUGACGGGCUUAUGGCCUUUUUCAUGGCCAAGACUGGUAAUACGAUGAGAUUGUUUGGUCGCAGCUUCGGUGCUGGUCAGCCGCAGGUGUGGAAGUUCUGGGUCUAUGCGAAUCACGACAAGGACUCUAUCGCUGAGUCCAGAACCGCUGAGAGAGAAGACGCGAUCAAGGAUGGUAUCAUACGAGCCUCAGUCAAAUUGGACUUCCUCCCGACCACAGUCCUCCAAGAGGAGUGGAUCAUCGAGACCAGCGACGAUGAGUCCGGGGGUGACGAAGCGGGAAGUGUUCCUGGAUCCGGGGGAAAUGUCGAUGAAGCGGGAUCUGGGGUCGUGAUCACCCCCACUGUCUACGCUGAGACCCUCGGCACGCUGCACCAAGAUACGGUGUACGACGACGAUCCCACAGAGAUGCUCUUUACGAUUAUGGCCAACUUUGCCACCGUCUCUUUCACCGCAGAGAGCCGUGGUGCGAGCUUGCCACAAGAGUGGCGAUACAGCCUCUUCAUCGGUCAGCGUAGUGACCCUGUUGCGGAAUCCAAGUGGACCACUCGUAAAGCCGCGAAGGAGCAAGUGGUCCGCGAUGCUUUCAUUUUGCUGGGCUUUGUGGCCGACCAUCGACCGGUGAUGACGGAGACUAUGAUGGGAUGGGUUCCAGUAUCACCCUCGCGGGAUAAACGGGGUCGUGCGGACUCUUAA
This is a messenger RNA of Stereum hirsutum FP-91666 SS1, 951 nucleotides long. RefSeq lists its product as uncharacterized. The coding region runs from base 1 to 951 and encodes 316 amino acids. The transcript has 7 exons. NCBI's taxonomy places the organism in Eukaryota, Fungi, Basidiomycota, Agaricomycetes, Russulales, Stereaceae. The record is from RefSeq and is a predicted model, not a curated record.